Molecule: messenger RNA, 669 nt
Organism: Pestalotiopsis fici W106-1
Lineage: Eukaryota; Fungi; Ascomycota; Sordariomycetes; Amphisphaeriales; Sporocadaceae
Exons: 2
Coding region: 1-669 (222 amino acids)
Biological process (GO): 'de novo' IMP biosynthetic process
Cellular component (GO): cytoplasm
Molecular function (GO): phosphoribosylglycinamide formyltransferase activity
Source: RefSeq, a predicted model, not a curated record
AUGGCUGAGAAGGCAACCAUCUCGGUGCUCUGCUCUGGAAAUGGCUCCAACUUGCAAGCCUUGAUUGACAACUGCGCAAGCGGUGUCAUACCGGGACAGAUCAUCAAAGUCACCGUGGACAAGAAGGACGCCUAUGCUGUGAAGCGGGCCGAGGCUGCGGGUAUCCCAACCGACUACUUCAACAAGGUCAAUCAGAAAUUUGUCGCCGCGGGAGAAAAGGACCCUGAGAAAGUAAAAGAGGGACGUUCCAGGUACGAUGCCGCGCUAGCCGAGAGGAUACUCAAGGACAAGCCGGAGCUCGUCGUCCUGGCGGGCUUCAUGCACGUCUUCAGCGCAAGCUUCCUGCGACCCUUGGCAGAGGCCGGUGUUGACAUUAUCAAUCUUCAUCCUGCCAAGCCUGGCUGCUACGAUGGUGCUGGGGCCAUCAAGAGAGCCUAUGCCGACUUUCAGGCUGGCGUGCUUCCGAACAACACAACUGGAAUCAUGGUCCACCAUGUUAUCGAGCAGGUAGACCGAGGUUCCCCCAUCCUGGUGAGAGACGUCGUCAUUGAAGCCGGUGAGAGUCUGGAGCAGCUUGAGGCCAAGAUGCACGGAGUCGAGCAUGAGUUGAUUGUGGAGGCUACUGCCAUCAAGGCAAAGGAGGCUAUUGCCAAGAGAGCGUCUUCAUGA